GGCUCUGAGGUGGGUUGCCACCUGAUACCCACAAAUGGGUGGAACAUGGUGGGAGGAGACUGGCCCAUCCGGGCAGGACCUAGGGGUGCUGGGACCCCGAGAGCCUGGAUUCAGCCCCAGCCCCUGGCAGCUAUGAGACUGUCUCCUCUCCAGUGCAUGGCCAUCUCAUCCCGGGUGGAGGUGACAAGUCAGGCUCUCGGAACAGUGCUGGCUUGAAGCACACACCGCUGAGUGACGUCUAGAUCCCGGGUGGGGGCCGCAGCAGGUGGGUGAGGCUGCUGUGGUGGCUGCAGCGGGAGUAGCUGUAGCGAGGUUGAGAUGCAGCCAGACCCACAGGCAGGAAGUGAGCUGGGGAGCUCCGCCAGGGGCUGCUCCUGGGCCGCUCUUCAGGGCGCCAGGCUGCCCUGCCUGCCCAGCGGGCCUCGGGCGGUGCGCUGCACCCGUGGCCGUGAUAAGUGCCAUCUCUGGCCUCCAGCCUGGCCAGGUCUUCAGGCCCCUUGGUGCCCUCCUGGGGGCAGGUGAGGGCUGGGUUCUGGGAGGAUUAGGCCCUGCCACAUCAUUGUGAUGGGACCUAGGCUGUGACCACGUGAGCCGACCUGGGCCUGCAUGCACGGGAAGCCCACCCCUGGAUCUGGGUAGACUGGGUUACAGACUGCCAACAGAUAGUGGGGUGGACCCCCAUCCCCUGGGGCCUUGCUAAGACCUCAGAAGGGAGACAGAUCCAUGGCAGGGAUGGGGGUAGGGGAGGAGGGCCGGCUGGCAGUGGGGUGGCCAGUGCCCAGUGCCCCUGCUGUCCUGACUUCCCAGGCCUUUGGGAUUCUAGGCUCUGCGGUGAAUGGCCAGGGGGCAUUGCCCAAGACAGACCUGGGCAAGGUGUGGCUGCAGAUGAGUCUUUGGCUUGUGUGGCUCACAAACUCAGAAAUGUGACCUCAGAGGCCUCCCCAGAUCUCAGGUUUGGGCUGCAGUGGUCUCAGCCAGGCCUUGGCCAGAUCACAGCUGCCCCACCCCGGUCCCCAUCACUGGCCACACUCUGCGGCCAUUUGGGUCAUCCUGACGACUCAGGUACUCAUGGGCGGGCAGAGCACACCUCUGCAGGAGCCCCCAGCAGAGGCAGGAAGGGGGGCCCCGAAGCUGUGCCCUCUCGGCCCCUGUAGGAGGGAGGGGCUGUGGAGCCUUGGGGUUUCCUGUGUGCUGAGUCAGAAGGCCCGGGGAGGAGGCGGCCCGGCAGUGUGAGGUACUCAAGUGAGGCUGCCAGGUGGGCGCCCCGUCCCUCGGUCAGCCCCAGCUCCGAUCUUCUGCCCCCAGGCUGGUCCGGGGCUUCGCAGCAUGGGGCCACAGGUGCCCUCGGCCCCUUCUGCCCUCUGGGCUCUAGGGUGCCUCGCCCUGCUCCUCUGGCUGUGGGUGCUGUGCACAGCCUGCCACAGCAGGAAGGCGGCGCGGAGGCAGCAGGCCAGGCUUCAGGGCUGGGGGAUGCCGGCAGAGGCGUCACUGCUGAGACGACCCCACCUCUGCUCCCUCAGCAAGUCAGAUACCAGGCUGCAUGAGCUGCACCAGGGCCGGGGAGGCUGCACAGCCCCACGGCCUGCCAGCAUGGAUCUCCUGUGCCUGCAGUAUCUUGAGAUGUCCAGAGGCACCACCAGGCCCCUGGCAGCCUUCUCGCACCGGGAACUGCCCCAGCCCUCCAUCAGCCCUGAGGCCACCUAUUCCAACGUGGGGCUGGCUGCAAUCCCCAGGGCCAGCCUGGCAGCCAGCCCUGUGGUGUGGGCAGGGGCACGGCUAACCAGCAGCUGCGCCAGACCUGGGCCUGAGGCCAGGCCCGUGGUGCCGGAGUAUGCUCGCAUCCAGAAGCUCAAGGGAACAGGCCAGGGGCCCCAGGGCGUGGAGCAGCGGCAGGCUGAGGGGACCCCAGCCACUCAGGUGGACAUUCUAUACUCCAAGGUCAACAAGCCCAGAAGGAGGGACCCAGAACCUGUCGUAGACCAGCUGGACCCCAAGAGUCAGGGAGCGAUUCCGACUCUGGGGAGUAACGUGGCCUAUGACAGUCUCCCACUCAGGGGCGUGAGCGGGGACAGGGGCCUCCUGGAAAACGUGUAUGAGAGCAUCCAGGAGAUGGGGAUCCCUGAGCGCCAAGAGCCCCCCAGACCGGGCUGUUAGCAUGAGUGGACAGGAAGGCCUCCUGCCUCCCCCCCUGCCUCAGCCUGGGGAGGGGUCUCCAUCUCCUCCCUGCCUGAACACCCAAGUACAGACGUUCCUUCCUCCAGUGUGAAGCCUGAAUCCCCUCUUCCCUCACAGCCUCCCCGCCCACACACACACACAGCUGGCAGCACAAAUUCCAGGUCCCUGGGGUCUGGGCUGCCAGGCCUGCCCGGGCCAGCGUCCUAAUAAAUCCCAGCACAGGGAGGAUGAACACCAA
Messenger RNA from Pteropus alecto (black flying fox), 2413 nucleotides. It is a transcript of the gene LIME1, whose product is annotated as Lck interacting transmembrane adaptor 1. The coding region runs from base 1327 to 2154 and encodes 275 amino acids. Gene Ontology annotation, cellular component: B cell receptor complex. The transcript has 5 exons. Gene Ontology annotation, biological process: B cell receptor signaling pathway; T cell receptor signaling pathway; regulation of phosphatidylinositol 3-kinase/protein kinase B signal transduction. Gene Ontology annotation, molecular function: protein kinase binding. NCBI's taxonomy places the organism in Eukaryota, Metazoa, Chordata, Mammalia, Chiroptera, Pteropodidae. The record is from RefSeq and is a predicted model, not a curated record.